CGUUUGCUCGUGCCUCCGCAAAUGUUCCGCGGGUUACACACGCCCCUCUCCGCCCCUCCGCUCCGCUUCCAGUGCCUCCAUCCUCCCGCGCCCGAGAGGAACAAAUAUCUGUUGGCACCCCGGGCAAGGCUCGCUCGUAGCGAGCGCGUCCCCGAUGGACUUCCAGCGUGUGACCUCCGCGAUCGCCGGGCGGAGGACAGUUGGGAGCUGCAGCCGGAACGCUCCAAGCGGAGAGCCCCGCCGAUCCACUCCCAAAUGUUUUCCACACAAUUCUACCGGCUGCCUUACGAGGGAGGAAGCCUACCGACGGAGGAAUGACAUGCACGAAUAAAAAGUGGACACCAUUUAGGCGGGAUUCUGCGUUUGAUUGGCGGUGGGAUCAUUUGUGAUUAUCCUCCGGGCUUGGAAGUUGUUCCCUGGAGGGGAAGCGGCUGUCAAAAUGGCUUCGGGCCCCGGGAAAGCUCUACAGACCCCCGGCCCGGGGUCUGCCGUUAACGGGAAUGCGGCAGAGUUCCAGAACGUCGAGCAGGAGCAGUGCGACUUUCAGAUGCACAACAAGAUGUGCAAGAAGAUCGCUCAGCUCACCAAGGUGAUUUAUUCCCUCAACAUGAAGAACGAGGAACAGGAGGCGGCCCUGCAGUCCUUGAACCACGCCCAUGACAAGGAGCUGCACCGCAUCUUGAUGGAGACGUGUCAAGAGGGGGAGGGCUCAGUGCUCAGGACGCGACUCCUCCAGCUGCAGGAGUCUCUGGAUGAGCAGCAGAGGGUCGGAGCGCAAGUCCAAGCCGACUUUGAGUUCUUUCGCAUGCAGUCAGAGGAGAGGGAGCGUGAAACGGAAGCCGAACUGAGACGAGAUUAUGAGGAGAGGCUCCAGACUGCAGAGGAGGAGCUCGGGGGGGCCAGGUCCAAAAUCAGCGCUGCUCAAGAGGAAAACCUGCGAUUGAGCAAACAACUGGAAGAGGCCGAGGAAAUGAUCCAAGAUCUGAGCACCAAACGCGAGUUGAGGCAGAGACUUGGUGAGGAUGAGAAGAAUGGGACAGAGGAGAAGAAUGAACACGAGGAGUCGGAGAGAGUGAAAGGCCUUUUGGAGGAGGUGAACAUGAUGAAGGAGGACAGGGACCGAAGAGAGGAAGAGCGAAGGCAAGCUGCGGAUGCGGAAAGGGAGCAAUGGCAGCAAAAGUUGAGCCGCCUUGAAGAGGAGAAAGAAGAAAUGAGGAAGACGAUAGAGGCCGAAUGGCGGGAGGAGCAGCGCAGGUGGGAGGAGAAAGAGGAGGAGGAGAAAAAAGGAAUGCACAGUGCUUUAAGAGAACGAGUGAAGAGGGCCGAGGCCGAGGUGGAGAGCCAUCUGGAGAGGCAGGCGGAGAGCAAACGAAACGCAGUCAAACUGCAGGAGCGCAUUCAGAACCUGGAGGAAGAGUUGGAACUGGAUCGGAAACGUGUGUCCGAGGCUGAGGGCACGGCGAAACGGGCAGAGGAGGAGCUCGCUGUGGCCAAAGAGAGGCUACUGCUGCAAGAAGAUGAACUGCAGACCCGAGCGGAAGAGUUACUCAACGUGGGCUGCAAGGUGUGUGUGUGCGCUGACGUGGAGGACCUGAAGAGCCAGCUCAGUCGUCUGCAGAGCAGGAACAGAGAGUUGGAGCUCCAGACCAGCGGCAGGAAUAACGACCACGCCCGCCAGAUCCGCCAGCACGCGGAGGCCCUGUCCACUCUACGUUCCGAGAUGGUGAGGGCUCAGACAGAAGAGCUCCGGCGCAUCCAAAAACACGCAGAUGAGGAGCGGGAUAAAUUGCAGAGGGAGAUGGGCAAGGAGCGAGAGAACCUACAGAGGGAAAGAGAGCAAGAAAAGAGCCAUUUGGAGAAGGAGAGAAACCGACUGCGACGAGAGCGAGACGAGGAGAAGGAGGCGCUGCGGAAGGAGGCCGAGGGAGUCAGAGAACAUGUGAGGAGGGAAAAGGAGGAGGAGGUGGAGCGUCUCCGCAAGGAGCUGGACGUGGAGAGGGUCCGCGUCCGGGCUCAGUUGGACAAGCGCUUGGAGCAGGUGGAGGUGCAGAGAGCGGGUCUGCAGCAGAAGCUGGAGGAGGAGAAGAAACGGCUGGUGGAGAAGGCGGAGGAGGACAGGAGGCGGCUGAAGGAGCAAGUGCGUAAGGCCAUUGAGGAGGUGAUGCGGAGACAUGCGGCUGAACUACACGGCGUCCAAGAAGCUCUGAACUCGGAGAAGAAGAUCAACCAAGAGGUAUGUGCACACCUCGAGGAAGAGAGGAGAAGAAUUGGGGAGCUUCAUGACAGGCUGGAGAGGGAGAGACAAGAAUUUGAGAUUAAACUGAAAGAUGCGGACAAUGAGAUCUUUCGUUUGAAGACGGCCAUGCAUCAUCAAGAAGAAAAGGAGAAAGUAGCGCCGGAGACAUCGCCCCCAUGCGGACCGCACUGCUCCCGUCUUCAGGAGGACCUCCAGCAGACCCAAAGCCGCCUGACUCGGAUGCAGGAUGAGGCGGAGAAGCAGCGGGAAAGACAACAGAGAGACAUCGCUUCCCUCAAGGCGGACAAACACCGGCUAGAGGAGAAAGUUUUGGAACAGAGUCGGCUGAACACGGAGAGGAACCUUUUGGAACAGAGCCAGCGCAACACCGAGGAACGUAUCAGGGCUGAGUGUGAAGAUCGCCUUCGAGCAGAGUUCCGGAUCGAGAUGAAUGCUGCCGUCGCCGAGAGCGAGCAGAGGUGGCAGAACCAGGAGCAGGAGUUGAACACCCAAAUCGCUGAGCUGCAGAGUCAGCUGGAUGAGCUGCAGACAGAGGCAAACAAGGAGGCGCCUGAAGCCGAUUCCCACGGCAACGUUGAGCUCGACAAGCUCAGAAAGGAGGUGCUGGAGACAAAGGAAAUAAACAAGAAGCUGAGGGAGCUGCUGCAGGAACCACAAAGCCAGUGCUUAGCUGAGGAGAGGCACAGUCACACCGUGCAGCUGCAAGCCUUGGAGAGGCAAGCCAAGGAAGAUGUACUGUCUGAGAGGAACCGACUACAGACCAUGCACCACCUGGAGUUAGAUAAACAGCGUGCAGAGUUGACCCAGCAGCACACGGAGUGGAGCAGACAGAUGACCCAGAGACACAUGCAGCAGAUUGAAGACCUUCAGGCCCAACUGCAAGCUCACACGCAGAUGAUGGCACUGCAGCAGGACCUGAAGCAGCAGAACCAGAACCAGGUGUUUGAGCGGCAGCUGGAUGAGAGUCGCUGCGCCAUGCUGGAGCUGCAGCGAGAGAAUGCAGCACUCAAGAAGCAAUUACAGGAGAACCAUCUAUCUCCUCACAGGUCAAUUCAGGUGAACCCCAAAAUCGAAGCAAAAGAAGAGGAGAGCACAACUUUGCAAGAAAAACGAGAUGCCCAUCUGGAAGAAGAAGCGCAACGCUUGAAGGAGGAGGUGGAGAAACUGAGGGUGGAGAUGGAGAAACUGGAAGAGUCACAAAAACUGUGGGAGGAGAGGAAGGAAGACGAUGACAAGGAGGAGGAGGGGGAGCAGGAGAAAAAGAAGAAGCCCGAGAAUGGGGACGAGAGGAGGAGAAAAGAGUUGGAAGAGAUCAGGAAGGAGCACAAGAGGGAGAUUCAGAAUUUGGUGUCUGAAUACAGCGACGCUCAGAUGCAACUGCAGGCUCGCAUCGUAGCCCUGGAGAAUGACAUACGCGACGAUGGUUGCACCAGGUUGCGCGAACGGGAGGAGCGAUGCAGGAGGAGAGAACCGCGAUGCGACGACCUCCAGUUAGGGAAACUUCAGGAGAGGCUGACGGAACGAGACCAGCUCAUUAAACGACUAGUGGAAGAACGGCAUCAGCUGCAGCUACACCCCCCUGCUGUCGGGGAGAACAGCGGCCUCAGGCUCCGCGAGAACAAGUCCCGCCCUGGGAGCACCACGCCAACCAUGAGGAGAAAGCACGUGGAGUCUUCUCCUCGUGGGAGCAACAUCUCCUGCUCCGGCGCUUAUGACCGCCUCCCCCCCUACUCGUCGUCGUCCUUCUCCUCCACGUUGCCCCACCAGUCCACCUCCCACCCUCACACGUCUCCCCACUACUCCACCUCGUCUCUUCCACACAAGCACACCUCGCUGUCUUUCAGCCAACAUUCCCCGCCGCCCCUGCCUCGCUCGCCCAGAUCCCGAAGCUCCUGCAUUCCUCCCACGCCGGCGCCCACCGCGCCGCUGCCCGUCUGCCCUUCGCCGCAGACAGGCAUUCGCUACGUGUCGCCCUCCUGCCAGGAGCCAUAUGCGUACUUGCAGGCGCAGUCAAUCAGGGGGGCUUACACGGAGCACAGAGGCACCGAGGGGCUAAAACAAGAGUGGUUCACCAAAUACUUCUCCUUUUGAGCACAAACACAACCUUCCCAACAGUUCAUUGCUUCUGCUCCACAUACUGGAUGCGCGUCCCCACAUUCACACAAACGCUGGACUGGGAGCUCCGCCGAUUUUCCGCAUCGUCAAAGACAAGGAAGAGGCUAUAAAAGUGUAUCGUCAUGCGGAUGCGAUGAAACGGCGAUGCCAUCGGAUCACUGCUCGGAGCUCCAUGCCAAGAGACACUCCAGGCGCACCGUUGGUAAUGUCGUACUGUGAAACAAGGGUGCAUGGAUUUAAAGGAAACUAUGUUUAUCUGGUUCUGUUGCAUUGAUGUGAAUCCUUUUCGCUGAGUGGUGUGAAAAUCAGUGGAGUGCUCUUAACAACAGACUUGUGGGCUCAUCACCAGCAAGGCCAUCUCUCCAACAUUGCCUCAAAGCUCAACCAAAAAGUGCUUCUCAAAACACAUGCCUGACCUCUUCUCGGCCUCCUGGAUCUUGUUUGUCUAGUCUGAAAUGUCUCCAUGUGUGCGUGUGUUUUUUUUAAACAGUCUUCCUUUUUCAGUGCAGCAUUUGCUUCAAUAAGACCACAUGGUUACCAAAGGCAACUCUCUGGAUGUCUUCAACCAAGUGUCACUUCUACUAUGGAGGCAUUUGAUGUAUCCAAUCAAGAUCCUCAUUAAUAAGGACACACACUUUUCACUUCCCAUAUCAAAAUGAAGCUUGUUUUGAUGCAAAAAUGUACAAUAGUCUUAAUGAACAAAUUGAAUAAAUAUUUUGUUUUUGUA
This is a messenger RNA of Hippocampus zosterae (dwarf seahorse), 5099 nucleotides long. It is a transcript of the gene fam184b, whose product is annotated as family with sequence similarity 184 member B. Bases 440 to 4348 code for a protein of 1302 amino acids. Lineage: Eukaryota; Metazoa; Chordata; Actinopteri; Syngnathiformes; Syngnathidae. The record is from RefSeq and is a predicted model, not a curated record. The transcript is spliced from 18 exons.